This is a messenger RNA of Pan troglodytes (chimpanzee), 860 nucleotides long. It is a transcript of the gene RPL28, whose product is annotated as ribosomal protein L28. The transcript has 4 exons. The record is from RefSeq and is a predicted model, not a curated record. Bases 3 to 512 code for a protein of 169 amino acids. Gene Ontology annotation, biological process: translation. Gene Ontology annotation, molecular function: structural constituent of ribosome. Gene Ontology annotation, cellular component: ribosome. Lineage: Eukaryota; Metazoa; Chordata; Mammalia; Primates; Hominidae.
CCAUGUCUGCGCAUCUGCAAUGGAUGGUCGUGCGGAACUGCUCCAGUUUCCUGAUCAAGAGGAAUAAGCAGACCUACAGCACUGAGCCCAAUAACUUGAAGGCCCGCAAUUCCUUCCGCUACAACGGACUGAUUCACCGCAAGACUGUGGGCGUGGAGCCGGCAGCCGACGGCAAAGGUGUCGUGGUGGUCAUUAAGCGGAGAUCCGGCCAGCGGAAGCCUGCCACCUCCUAUGUGCGGACCACCAUCAACAAGAAUGCUCGCGCCACACUCAGCAGCAUCAGACACAUGAUCCGCAAGAACAAGUACCGCCCCGACCUGCGCAUGGACAUGCUGGCAUCUACUGGGUCAGGGCUCUGCUGCUCUGUGGCUGUGCAACCUUGGGCAAGUUCCUCAACCUCUCUGUGUCUUCGUACCCUCAUCUGUAACAUGCGUGUCAAUAGACCCUACUACUCAGGGUUGAUGAGAAGAUUAAAUGUGCAAAACCUGCUUGACUGUGCCCACAAAUCCUGAUUGUAGGAAUAAAUUAAUGACUUUUUAUAAAUAUUUUGAUCAGAUGGACUCAGAUGAUCACAGAUGUCUUCACAUGCCUAUGACUAAUUUGUACACAAACUAAUGCUCAUGUUUCCCAAGCACCUGGAAGACAUGCCAGAUCCAUGUGCAGUAAUGCCUGGUGGCUCCAGGUCUGCCCCGCCGUCCUGUGGGGCUGUGAGCUUUCCCAGCCUCCUGCCCGUGUUUGUGAAUAUCAUUCUGUCCUCAGCUGCAUUUCCAGCCCAGGCUGUUUGGCGCUGCCCAGGAAUGGUAUCGAUUCCCCUGUUUCUCUUGUAGCCAGUUACUGGAAUAAAAUCGUCUACUCUAAAA